AUUCGCCGCAGUCGUCUCAAAGAGUCCCUUUGCGAAGGUAACGCGGCAGUGUGAGCUUUAUUGUGGAUCGACAAUUGUCGACAGUUCAUUCUCGAAGAAGUCAGGAUGGAAUCUAUCGGGAAGAUUAUUUUCCUCAUAUGGGUGGCUGCGUUCGGAACUUGUAUCCUCGGGCUUCAACGACCACCACCCAGAUACUCGCAACAGUACAUGCCGGAAACUUCCUUCACUUGUCGCAACAAGAUCGUAGGAAGUUAUUACGCCGACCCAGAGACUGACUGUCAAGUAUUCCAUGUCUGUGUGUCCAUCUCGGGCAUUAUUCAAGAUUACAAGUUCUUGUGCCCCAACGAUACUGCAUUCGACCAAGAAAGUCAAACAUGUGCGGAUUGGUAUGAUGUUGACUGCGAGGCAGCCACUUUAUAUUAUGCCAGCGAUAAUUUUGACUUGUAUAGAUUAGGAUCUGGUUUGGAAUCACUUCAUUAUGAUAGCAUACGCAGCGAUGCCGAACCCCAAGACCAUCUUCAACGGUCCGAAACGAGUGACCCUGUUCGUUCCUCGGCUAAUACUCUCAACAGAAUAUCCUCGAACAAUUUUAACGCCAACAGAGAUUUGAGAGGCAGCAGUACCGGUAAUUUUUACAAUAAUAGAAAUGGUAAGGAGGAAGAUUAUGAGAAUGAAAAAUCCUAUAAGGACGAGAUUAUUCAAGAAAAUAAGAAAAAAACGGGAAUCAGAAAGGUUAGCAGGAAGCAACAAUACAAUGACAAUAGUAAUUAUGUAUCUAGUACUCCUUCACCUGCUGCUGCUUUCAAUCAGAAUACUUAUACCGGCUUCUACAGUGGUAAUAAUAAUUACAAUCAACGGACUAACAGUGGUUUCGUAUCAUCUACUAGUGUUAGGCCUCAAGAAAAUUUCAAGAAUCAAAAUACACAGAAAUAUAAUAUCCCAUCUUCAACAUUUAGAUCGAAUACCAAUUAUCAGAAUAAUUAUAAUUUCCAAUCUCCUAGCACGACAACCAGAACGACUAUUUAUAAUACUUACAAUACUAAUUCCAAUUAUAAUCAGCAAAAUACAGGAAGUUUCAUUCAAAGUACUACAGUAAAAUCAACUAGCUAUAAUAAGAAUCAGAAUUAUAAUAAUGGCGGACAGUUUGUCCAAUCCACGACCUUGCAACCUAGCACCAAUUACCAGGCAAACGAUUAUACAAAUUAUCAAAGAAAUUACAAUAAUAUACAACGUGGAAAUAAUAAUAUAUCUUAUCAAUCUACAACUAUUACACCUACUAUUUACGAUAAUAAUAAUAAUGAUAAUAAUAAUAAUAAUAAUAAUAAUAAUAAUAAUAAUAAUAAUAAUAAUAAUAAUAAUAAUAAUAAUGGACAGUAUAGAACUGGUACAACUAUCAAACAAGAUAUCUCUCAGUCAACCACAAAAUACUUUUCUAGUUUUGCGAGCAGCAAUUAUGCUCCUACCACUUAUAGUCCAGUUACGAAAAAAUAUAUUGCUACUGAUAAUAGUCAAACUCAAACUGGACAAUAUUAUGAAAAAUCUAACCAAUCUAUUAAGAGUUCAUCUCAGUUUUACGAUAGUACAAAACCGCCAAAGAAAGCCACACAAUUUAACAAUUAUGACGGUCCCAAUGGGAAAUAUUAUAUCGAGAGCAGCACAGGAAAUUAUGAUUUAGCAAGAUCUUCGAUUGGAAUUGGAUUUAGUCCUGCUAGUAUUAAUCAUUUAGCUGAAACACCAAGAUCUACUACUCCAGUCUCAAGGAGAAUUUCUGCAGCCACUACUUAUAAUCCCAAUAAUUUCAAUUCGAACACCCAAAAAACAUCUCAAUCAUCAACUACACCAAGGACAAGUACAUAUGUCAGUGGAUCAGCCAGACCGUUUUCGUCAACAACAAGGCUUCCUACAACAGGACGACCAAAAUCUGGAAAAAAAUCUGAUUACGAUUAUGCUUACUAUGAUAAUACUGCUGCUUUAGAAUACGAUAGUCUUGAUUUGGAACACGUAACUGGAAAUAAGGAGUCAACAAAAAUAGCAAGGAAUUAAUUUUUUUUUCUAAUCCUUUGUAAACACUCUAUGCCACACAAAAAUAGAUAUGUUAAAUUUAUAAAUAAUAGUGGCCAGUUCAUUAACAAAAUCGAUUUUCGAAAAUAAUAGAAUAAAAAUACAUUGAAAACCGAUUUUGUUGUAAAGAUUGUUUUAAUUAUGUAUUAAAAUCCAAUAAUAAGGAAUAUUCCCUGAUAGAUUUAUCUUUUUUAUUAUAACGUAAAAAAAAUUAUACGAAUGGAAAGUUUGUUUA
Apis florea (little honeybee) is the source of this 2296-nucleotide messenger RNA. RefSeq lists its product as uncharacterized. Gene Ontology annotation, molecular function: chitin binding. Gene Ontology annotation, cellular component: extracellular region. The record is from RefSeq and is a predicted model, not a curated record. Lineage: Eukaryota; Metazoa; Arthropoda; Insecta; Hymenoptera; Apidae.